AUGUCCGGCACACCCAGUGGCUCCCAGGCGCAGCCCACAUCUUCCCAACUAGCCGCCCCCAGCGUCAAUUCCCCAGACUCAUCAACAUCCGACACCGCCAGCAAGCAAUACAGAGAGGCGCUGGAUCUCCUCAAUUUCCUUUCCAAUGAUGUCCGCGCAAAAGUCAACAUCAGUUCACUCAGCUACGAAGAGAAAGGCGGUCUCCGAGACAUAAUCAGCGCCGCCGUCCUCGAAGUACGCAAAGUGCUCGGGUCUUUUGACGGCAAGGACUUCGUGAGCCGGUCCUCCGAGAAGCGCGAGAAGAUUCUGGUGUCGCUGAAGGAACUCAUCUCCAUGUACUUAGAACAUAUCGAAAGCAGGAAUAUGCAGGUUCUUGUUGACCUCAUACCUCCACCCAUCCAGGGUCCCGAAUAUAUUGAACACAAGUCUCCGGAUGUGGUUGUUGUUGACCCCAUACCCAUCCCGGGCCCCGAAGAUUUCAAGAAGAUGUUGGAGACAGAGAAGGAGCAAGAGGAGGAGUCGAAGAAAUGUGCGGCUAUGGCGGAUUUGGUGGUCAGGCAAGUACAGGCUUUGCAUGAUGCUGGGAUGUGGAUUCAGGAGGUACCGGGAAAGGGUCCGAAGGUUGAGACAAAGAGCGAGAAGACGGAGGUUGGGAUCAAGGAGACUGAGGUUGAGAUUGACUCGGAGGAUACGGAGGUUUCGAACGUCACUCACCGGGAUCCACAACACCCGAAGCCCAAGAUGCCAUCAUCAACUGGAGGCCAAGACAGAGCUGCAGAGUCCCCUUCACCAACUGACUCGGAAGAGGCCCAACAAGGAUACGAACAGAUCCUUAAAUUGCUCGGAAUUUGGCAAACGGGUCUCCAUAACACGAUCGGGGCUACCCCUAUCGAGGAACAGAAGAAGAAUUGUCUAUUGGCGGACAUCCAGGCAGUUGUCGAUAAAACCCACACAAAGCUCGGUCCCGGCGAUGGCAGUGCCUACAAAAACAUGAACGUAGAGGAACAGCUGAAACUUGUCAGAGGGCUCAUGGCAACGUGGACGAAGACAGGGGGCGACGUUCAAAAUGCAAUGCAUGAUAUCAUCAAGAAGUGGAAGAAGAAAGGGUCGGACUUGAGGCAAAAAGUGAAGACGAUGACAGAAGAGUUGAAGAAGGAAGAGGCGGACAAAGGCGAGAAACUAAAGAGGAAGACCGAGAGGUUGAAGAAGAGAGAGGCAGACAAGAGGGAGAUAAUGAAGGGGAAGAUUGAGGAGUUCGAGAAGAAAGAAGUAUAUGAUAGGGAGGAAAUGGCACGGAAGGUUCAAUCCCCGUUCGACCAGUUGCGGCUGUCUUCGGAGGAGGUGCGAGAGGACAAUGAGGAGGAGCAGUCUGGUAGGAAUGGGAAUGGGAAUGCUGUUCUGUCUAUGAUGCAGGCUAUUGAAGAUGCGGGUUAUCGGCUUAAGGACUUUAUUUGA
Molecule: messenger RNA, 1455 nt
Organism: Sordaria macrospora k-hell
Lineage: Eukaryota; Fungi; Ascomycota; Sordariomycetes; Sordariales; Sordariaceae
Source: RefSeq, a predicted model, not a curated record